Messenger RNA from Linepithema humile (Argentine ant), 1524 nucleotides. RefSeq lists its product as uncharacterized. Gene Ontology annotation, molecular function: chitin binding. The record is from RefSeq and is a predicted model, not a curated record. Gene Ontology annotation, cellular component: extracellular region. Lineage: Eukaryota; Metazoa; Arthropoda; Insecta; Hymenoptera; Formicidae.
AUGAGGGUGAACGUGACAUUGGUUUUUGUGAUCCUUGUUCUAGGACUCGCUGACGCUGCAAGAAGAAGGGUCAGAUCAACGACGGCAGAAGCGCCGAAGACGACGCCGGCAUCGUUUGUUGGUAGGCAACUCUCGUUCGCCGAACAGCCCGAAGAACUAGAGACUCUGUGGGACAAUUUCGACAUUCAGAGGCUGGAUUCGCGUUCGGAGAUCUGGAAGAAUCGCAACAACGCAUCGGAAAAUAACCACGAUGAGAACAUUUUCAGCAGCGGCAGGCAAUACCCGGGUCUUCCGAGCAAUCCGGGCGACACAAACGAGCUUCCGAGUCCCAUUUCGCCGCCACCGUCGAAACCGCCGCCACCCAGACCUCCGCCGGGCUGCCUGGGCCAGAGGGGCCAGUAUGAGAGCCCCGCUAGUUGCGCCAAUUAUCUGAACUGCUGGGAUGAUGUGGUGAUCGAGCAGACCUGCCCGGCAGGGCUGCUCUUCAACGCCAUCACCGGUUACUGCGAUUUCGCGUCCAACGUCAACUGCGGCAAUCGGGCGCCCCCCACGCCAAAACCAGCACUAGCGACAGGAUCGAAACAGUGCCCGGACCCGAAUGGACGUUACAGAAGCUCGACCAACUGCUCGGAAUUCUACAUAUGUGUCGGAGGCAAACCCAUCAAAUUCGGCUGUCCUCGCGGCCUAGUCUACAGUGAUCUACUAAACGUUUGCGACUAUACUUAUAAUGUGGACUGCAAAGGCGCAGCCACGCCAAAUCCACCGCCAAAGCAGCCGUCGACUGAAUCUCCGGAGUCACCUUCGCAACCAUCUCCUACUCUACAGCCUGCUAAUCCCUCUCAGUUACCCACUAGACCCCCUCAACCACCCACUAGGCCUCCUCAACCACCGACUAGGCCUCCCCAACCACCCACUAGGCCUUCUCAACCACCGACUAGACCUCCUCAACCACCUACUAGACCCCCUCAACCGCCAAGUUCACCUCCAACGCCCGUGACUAAUCCACCUCAACCACCAAGCUAUCCCACUCAACCACCAAGCUAUCCCACUCAACCACCAAGCUAUCCCACUCAACCACCGGUCUAUCCUGCUCAACCAACCUAUCCCCCUGCGCCACCAUCUUAUCAGCCGCAGCCUUAUCCACCGCCUCCCGCGUAUUCCGGAAAUCCCUGGCUAAGCAGGAUUGAUCCCUGGCAUCAACGAUCAUCAACGUCUCAGUUGGAAAUCGAGAAAGAAAAAAGCAAACAGCAACUAUUAAUCGAUAGUGAAUUGCUGAGCGAUCAGCCCGCGCAACACGAGACGGAAACGUCUAGCGUGGUAAACCCGUGGACUCUAUUCCAGGUGAUACCACCCGAACUAUUGAAUGCUCAAUGUAACAACGGUGACAUACACAGACUCAACGAUGCCUGCACCAACGUAGUGGUUUGUAGAAACAACAGGCCUCAGAUGGUGAACUGUUCGCCGGGAUUCUCGUACGAUAAGCCAUCGGAUUCCUGCAAAGCCUUCAGCGUUGCCAAAUGCUAA